Molecule: messenger RNA, 3022 nt
Organism: Hyalella azteca
Lineage: Eukaryota; Metazoa; Arthropoda; Malacostraca; Amphipoda; Hyalellidae
Product: dnaJ homolog subfamily C member 25 homolog
Exons: 7
Coding region: 75-1082 (335 amino acids)
Biological process (GO): protein folding
Cellular component (GO): endoplasmic reticulum membrane
Source: RefSeq, a predicted model, not a curated record
GGCACUGCAGCCAACAGUCGAGAUCGUGGGAUUCGUGGCAGUUCGUUGGGCGAAAGUACAAAGGCUCUGUGAAGAUGACUUGGGGAUGGUUAUUAUUGAUUAUGCUGGCAGUUUUGCCUUCUAUAGACGCAUCAUCAGUGGAAAAUUAUUAUUGUGGUGACGAUAAUUGUUAUGAUUUGCUUCAAAUAACUCGGGAGGCAACCAAAGCAGAUAUCAAGCGAGCAUUCAGAGCUGUUGCAUCAAAAACCCAUCCAGACAAGUUCCAGGAUCCCAGUGAGAAAAGAAAUGCUGAAAUCAGAUUCAAAAAGCUUGCAACUGCGUACGACAUCCUGCGUGAUGACGAGUUCAGACAAGACUAUGAUUACAUGCUGGACCAUCCAGAUGAAUUCUACAUGAACUUCUAUCGAGCUUGGAGACGUCGCAACUAUCCCAAUGUUGAUGUCAGGAUUGUCUUGGCUGUCACCAUCUCGCUUAUAUCUGGUGUCCAGUACUACAAUGGCUGGAGCAAAUUCAACGAAGCCAUCAAGUUUUUUAGCUCAACACCCAAGUAUCGCAAUCACGCCUUGGAGAUAGCGAAGCAGGAGGGACUACUCGGUGCUGCCAACGAUAAGAAGAAGCAGCGCAGAAUGACGAAGCAGCAAAUAAAGGAAGAAGAGGAGCAAAUUAUACGAAAGGUUAUAGAAGAUAAAAUGGACAUAAGAGGCGUCUAUGCCAAGCCCACCAUCUAUGACCUACUGUGGGUACAGAUGGUGAUGUUGCCCAUAUGGACGUUCCAGUAUCUGGCUUGGUACUGCAGCUGGAUCUACAGGAUAUGGAUCCUCAAGAGAGAUUACGAGAAGGAAGAUAAGAACUACCUCAUCAGGAAGAAGAUGUGCAUGAGCCAAGGCCAAUAUGAUGCCCUGGACGACGAGACUCGCGAGAAGUACCUUAAGCUCGAGCUGUGGAAACAGGAAAAUUUUCAAGUCUGGAAGGCCGAACGUGAUGAAGAAAUUCGCAUCAAGCAAGCGUCUUCUGGCCGCUUCAAGAGCUACCGUCGCUACCUCAAGAACAACGGCCCCGGUCGAAUGUAUUUUGAUGACUAAUUAAUAUGGGAGUGUGAGCGUCGUUUCUUGUCGAAUUUGGUCAGUUCAUUAUAUUCAUGAAGGGAAUCUCGAUGUUUACUUUUUUUGUUGCGAUUAUCUUGCUGUUGAGAAAAAAAAGUAAAUUUGUUACUUGGUUUAUCUGUAAUUUGGUGUUUGGUUUUUAAAUUUGGUGAUAGAAAUUCUUCAUCAAUUUAUUCGGCAUCAUCAAAGUAAUUGAGGGACUCCGCUGCUUUACCAAGAAACCACCGGACGAAGUCUCCUGCAAGCGGAAUUAUUAAGACGGUAUUUUGAAAUUGAUUUAUUUAGUUGUCACAAAAAUUCCCAGAGGUGGUGUACAUCCAGAGUGUUUUCUUUUUCAAUCCGGUUGUGGCAUUCGAUAGAAAAUUACAAGAAACUGAUGUAAAUUAAGAGAUUAGAUUAUAUAAUUCGGUAUCGUAACGGAGGCAGAUUUUGACUGCGCAAAUUGCCUAUAAAGAGUUGAUUUCAAUGCGUCUUUGCCUCAGCAGCCGUUUGCAAACUCCCCUGCAGCAAUUUCAGUUCCACUUAAAAAAUCUCUUUACUUGUAUUAACAAAUUAUUUUGAAUGAUAGAUAACAGUAGAAUGUUCAUGUUACUUCUCGAUAUCUUGAGUAGAACUUGAGGCUGGUGAUGAUGUCGAUUAUUGGAUUUGUUGCUGUAAAUCUUCAUUUGAAAGUUCCCCGUAUGAUGCCAGUAUCAGGUUAAGGAAGAGACCGAUGUGUUUUGGCUUUCCUAGGCACAUAUUUUCCUGUUGUGAUCUUGAAAUCGAAUUUGCUCUUUUCCAUGUUAACCAGAGCUAAGCCUAAAUUAAUAUUUGGUUAGUGAAAAUUUCAUUAAAUUUUAAUUAAUUCUAAUUCUUGUAAAGGUUGCAAUGUCCACUGAUGUUCCUGCCAUGCGCACGCUAUUAACUUGCUUGAUGUUCAUAUUCAUCUGUAAGACAGUGUAAGGCCCGUGUCACCAAUUUAUCGUGCUGCUCAAAGUUGCUAGCAGUUUUCUCAGCUGUUGGCCUUGAUGAAACCAUUGGAAUCUACCAAAAACGAACAACGAUCCGGAAAGACCAGAUUUUUCUCGUUAUCUCAUUCAUGUUGUGAGAAUAGAGUUUAGUUACGUAUUUGUAUUCCAUCUAUAGUCAUUAUUUCACUUGGUUUGUGAAAUAGUUUGUGUUGCAAUUGUCAGAGGUUGUUUUAGUAGGUAAUUAGUUUGCGUCAGGCUCACGUGGGUAGAAUUUCUGUACUGGUAACUUGCAGGUGGCACUAAUUACGCUUGCGAACGGUUUGGGCGAGAGGUCGUUUUGUUCCAUAGGUCGAUGUCGUCAAUUGAGAUAUUAUAAUAUAUGACAUACAUUUUAAGGGUUUAUAUUAAUAAUUUAUCUCCAUUAACAAUAGUUUAAAAUGAAUUGUUAUUUACUUUCUGUAAGUUCAGCCGAAUUUUUACAUUGACGUUCUAUCAGGUGAAGCAAGCGUUUAUCGGUCAAUAUCUUCAAGUCCUCUCCCGCAAAAUGAGGGAACAUACCGUACGUUGACUCUAUGACGUUUCUCAGGUUUAUUUACAUUGAUGCAGUCACAAUCAAAUUGAUGAUCACUUUCAUCUUGUUUGAGGCAGGGAAUGUCGAUUUAUUUUUAGAUACUCUCCGAUUGUUUUCUUCACAUUAGCAAUGCAAUUAAAGGGGCUGGUAAGCACCUGACCAUAGCUUGGUACAAUUUGUCGUCAUCAAUAAUAGUUCUUUUACCUUUACAUUAUAUAAAGGUCGCAAAUGAAGGCUUCUGUUACUUAACAAAAAAAAAACAUUCAGUAAUGAAUAUAUUUACAGAUAGUACCCCCCCCCCCACUUCCAGUAUUAGAAUUCAUGGAAUUCUCAACUCUAUGCAUUAUUUUCUGUGCACAAUGCGGACAAUUCGGGUUCAUUACAAUGAAGCAUUUCUC